This is a messenger RNA of Camellia sinensis, 5168 nucleotides long. Lineage: Eukaryota; Viridiplantae; Streptophyta; Magnoliopsida; Ericales; Theaceae. The record is from RefSeq and is a predicted model, not a curated record.
GACCCAUGCCAAAAUUUUACGACCCAAACUCAGACUAAACCAUCAAAGCGCACCGGAGUGAGAGAAUCCACCCCUGAUAGCGACUCUGCAAACAGGAGAUAGAAGAUAUAGGUAUAGAUAUACAGAGAGAGACGAGCUCGACGAGAACGAUGCUGAUUUGGUGUCCCCCGCGAAUGAGCCCAUUUUCAGCCACAAUGCAUGUGAAUUGUAGCCGUGUAACUGUCUCAAACAGUUCAAUUUCAGCUUGAACCACCUCAUUUUCAGCUCUCAUAAACCCUAGCCGAGUCUCUGGACCGAUAUGCAAAGGUAAAAAAAACCCUAAAGCCCUUAUUUUUCUUUCUGUGUUUCUCGCUCUCAUUGUGCUGUUUGCAUGGUGAAUUCUCGAUUUUGUGGUUUUGGUUGUGUCCAAUUCUAGUUAUUGCUUGAUUGAUCUCUGGUUUUGCAUGUAAUUGUACUUUGUUGUUUUUCUAAUUGAAAUCGUUGAUUGAUCAAAAUUUUCUGUUUUGAACUAGCAUUUGGGUGGUUUUCAUCUCAUUCUAGUUUGGAAAGUCAUGGCAUUUGAUUGAUUUUCUGUAUCAACUGUUGCAUGCUCUCUCUUCUGCUUAUCUUCGAUCUAAACAGCCCAUUUGGAUUUGGAGAGAAAAUAAAAGAAAUCUCUUCCAAAGAGGAGAGAAAUGAGGGGGAAAUGAAGUUUCUCUUGCAACCCAUUUUUUAGUUUCUCCGAAAGUAGAGAAAUUGGGAGAGAAAAGAAAUGGGGUUAUUACUAACAUUUUAUAAUAUCAAAAUUGUCUGUACUAAUUAAAACAUAAAAAAGUUAUUAGUAAUAUAACCUGUUAAAAGUUCUUUUCUUUUAUGUAGUAUAUCCAAAGAUUGGAGAGAUAUCACUUUCUUUUCUGUUCUCUCCAACUGAACCAAACUAGUGAGAGAGAGAGAGAACACAAAUCUUUUCUCUCUUGGAAAAAGUUAUUCCCGCUCUCUUGUUCAAUUAUUGUUAUUUAUAGUUUUCCCCUUAUCUAUGUACUGCUAUGUUAUGCUCAUAGCACAGGUACUGAAAUGAAUAAAGCAAUCGUAGUGCAUGUGCAUCAUGACUAUAUUACAUGCAUGAGUCAUAAAGACUAAUGGGGAUAGAACUAUUGAUUGGGUAAUACCUUGCUCCAACAGGAAGAAGAGAAGCAUCGAAUCAUGCACUUUGAUGGAUUGCUUAGUGUAGACUACGAGAGUGGAAGAAUAACUUAGUUGAGGAUUAAAACCUUUAGCUACUAGAAUAAAAUUAUUUUAUUUUUGAGCAAGGGAUAAUCAUGCAAAUGGAGUUUUAAAAUUUUUGUUAGGAUAAUCUUGUUUCAGUUGACAUAUUAGUGUUGACCCUGACGUGACGGUUUUCAUUUUAUUCUAUUAAUGCAAAUUGUGGGAAUUUAAAAGAGACUAUUCAGAAACAAAAGCUAGGAGACAAAACUUCAAAAUUCUUCAUCGAAAGGGAAAAUGAUAUAUAUUUUACAAUUCAAAUAAUCCAAAUACUCAGCUCUAAGGGCCCUGAAUACCCAAAUCACCACAAUUUUUUAAACCUCUUUUGAUGCCUUCAAAAUAUUCCUUUUGCGAGUGGAAACACAUGGAUAAAGUUGAAUUGAUUGUUUGGUGUAUCAAACCGAAUCAUACAAUAUGUAUCGCAAAUUGUAUGAUUCUUAUCUUAUGCGAUUCACCCCCAAGUAUGAAUCAAUUGCUUGGUUUAUCAAAAUGAAUUGUAUGAUAUGUACCGUGAAUUGUUUGAUUUUGAUGACAAAGUGUGUGAGUUGCAUUCUUAUUAAUGCUGCACAUAUUCCUAUUGAGAGAUAUUCACCACGUAUGUUGUGUUGGAGAGAGUUCGAGAAGUGUUAUUGAAGUGUUUGAAAAUUGAAAUUAUGGAAUUUCAAUAUACAUGUAAAGUAGCAUCUAACACAAUUCAAGUAGUGUAAUAGAAGUGACAUGGCAGCUUUGUUGGAUACUGUUCUUUUCUAGAAGUGUCUUUGUUACUUAGAUUCUUAUUACUCUGGAUUAGAUGUAUUUUCUUUCUUUUAUUUUCUUCUUCAUUCCUUUUACUGGUUAGAGAUGUAAAUAAAUAAUGAAAAAUUUCUAUAUCAGCUUGCUUUAAUAUUCUUUUUCUUUCUUUUUUCUUUUGGUGCAUGCAUGCCAUUGUGCAAUCCAUCCAUUCUGUCAGCCUCUGAUCUGUGAUAUAUAUUGACUAUUGUAUAUUUGUUUUGUUGAAUGUAUUGCUUCGAGUCUUUGAUGUUGAUAUGAAUUUUGAGAAGAGUUCUGCAAACUGAUAUAUAGUCUAUUCUUUUCAAGUUGUUGUCAUUCCUACGUGUGUUUUCCUCUUCGUCUAUUUAUUUAUUUAUUUUACAUUUUUGUUUCAAUGUUUGGACUUUUAUUUCCUAAUCUUUGUUAUUUUUGAUGCUUUGCUCGAAUACUAAUAUGAAUAGAGAAGAGCUUAGGAAUAUUAUGACUGUGAGAGCAAAACCAGUAGGUGCAUUGCUUUUGAAAAAUAAUGGUCGUAGAGAGGAUGAAGGAGAGUCAAAGCUUGAACCACAUGUGGGGUUAGAAUUUGAUUCAGCAGAAGAUGCCCAGGAAUUUUAUAAUUUAUAUGCAGCACAAGCUGGAUUCAAAAUUAGGAUUGGGCAGUUGUAUCGGUCCAGAGUUGAUGGAUCAGUUAUUUCUCGAAGAUUUGUGUGUUCAAAGGAGGGUUUCCAAACAAAUUCCAGAACUGGUUGUCCAGCAUUCAUAAGGGUACAAAAAAGUGAUUCUGGGAAGUGGGUUCUGGCCAAUAUCAAGAAAGAGCACAAUCACGAGCUUGGACUUCCGGGGGAAAUUCGUCCGCCUCAUAUACAAAGGAAAGCCCAUCCAGCUCCAAGAUCGUCAGUUGUUGUGUCUACCAGGACAGGAAUAAGAUCACUCGAGGAGGAGGAUGGACGCCCUAGCCCGUCAGAGGCCAUGGAUGUCAAACGCUUCAAGAGGGAAGAAGUAGAAGGAGUACCCAAAGUUGAACCUUACAAAGGUCUUGAAUUCAGUUCUGCUAAUGAAGCUUACAAAUUUUACCAUGCAUAUGCGGCUAGUACAGGGUUCAAAGUCCGGAUUGGUCAGUUGUUUCGUUCAAAACAUGACGGAUCAAUUACGUCUCGAAGAUUUGUGUGCUCAAAGGAAGGGCGUCAACACCCUUCAAGAGUAGGUUGUAGUGCAUUCAUGAGGAUACAGAGACAAGAAUCAGGAAGAUGGGUAGUUGAUCGUCUUCAAAAAGAACACAAUCAUGAUCUUGAUUCUCCUAUGGAUGCUAGUAGGCUAAUUGCCACCGGUCCAAAGGGAUUUAAAGAGGAAGUAAGUUGUGGGCUGGAAAAUUUGGAUUUAGUUGAAACAAAUGGUGGCCUCAACCUUGUCAAAAGAGGCCGUCAAUGUAAUAUUGGAAGUGAUUGGUACCCUGUACUACUUGACUAUUUUCAGUCUCGUCAAGCAGAAGACACGGGAUUCUUUUAUGCAGUGGAAGUUGAUGAUGGCAAAUCCAUGAGCAUUUUCUGGGCUGAUGGCCGGUCUAGAUUUUCAUGCAGUCAAUUUGGGGAUGCCAUUGUUUUCGAUACAGCAUACAGGAGCAGUAGUUAUUUAGUGCCAUAUGCUUCUUUUAUUGGAAUUAACCACCAUAGGCAACCAGUCCUUCUUGGUUGUGCUUUGAUAGCUGAUGAAUCAGAGGAAUCUUUUACUUGGGUGUUUCAAACGUGGCUUAGGGCAAUGUCAGGGCGCCGUCCUUUGUCAAUAAUAGCUGAUCAAGACAAGGCCAUCCAACAUUCAAUUGCACAAGUUUUUCCUGGCACACAUCAUCGUUUUUCUACGUGGCAAAUUAAGGCAAAGGAACAGCGGUACUUGGGUUCACUGCUUUCCAUGGAUACGGAGUUCAAAUAUGAAUAUGAGACUUGCAUUUGUCAGAGUCAGACACCCAAUGAAUUUGAUUCUGCAUGGAAUGUACUUCUAAACAAAUUUGACUUGAAGGAGAAUGCUUGGCUGAAGGAAAUGUAUAGAAUGCGCAAAAGUUGGGUUCCAUUGUAUAUAAGAGGCACAUUCUUUGCAGGCAUCCCUAUGGAUGGAAGCAUGAAAUCAUUUUUCGGUACUUUUUUAAACGCCCAAACACCCCUGAAUGAAUUUGUUAUACGAUAUGAAAAAGCUCUUGAACAACGUCGCGAGGAGGAAAGAAAGGAGGAUUUUAACUCAUUUAACAUGCAAGCUGUUUUGCACACAAAAGACCCCAUAGAAGAACAAGGUAGAAGGCUUUACACAAUCACAAUGUUCAAAGCAUUCCAGAAAGAGGUUUUGGAAUGCUAUAGUUAUGUCGGAAUAAAGAUUAAUGUGGAAGGUGCUAUCAGUAGAUAUAUGGUGCAGAAUUGUGGGGAUGGGGAUGAGAGGAAUACCGUUGCCUUCAAUGCAUCAAACCUUAAUGUUAGUUGUAGUUGUAAAAUGUUUGAAUUUGAAGGUAUGCUUUGUAGACAUGCAUUGAAAGUCUUUCAGAUAAUGAACAUAAGGGAACUUCCAUCUCGCUACAUUUUACACCGGUGGACCAAAAAUGCAAAGUACGGUAUUCUACGGGAUGUUGAUUCAGGAGGUGGCUCUCAAGAUUUCAGGGCUUUGAUGCUGUGGAGUUUAAGAGAAGAAGCCUGUAAUUAUAUCGAGGCGGGGACAACAUCUCUAGAAAGAUACAAACUCGCUUUUGAGAUUAUGCAAGAGGGUAGGAGAAAUCUUUGUUGGCAAAACUGAGAAGUAUCUUGGACAAAGGUAACCAAAGAUAGCUAUCUACAUAGAUAGCAGCAAGGUAGCCUAGAACAUGACCGAUAGAAACUGCUCGAGGUCUCAUGCUCUGGCUUUUGACAUGGAUUUUGCGUUGAUGCUCUUUUUGAAAGCUGAAAAAUGUGUACUCACAUAAUCAGCUAUCUUUUGUAGUUGUCUUCAUCCUUUUUGUUUGAAAGAUUGACUGGAGCUAUCUCUUCUGUUCAUUUAGUUGUUUAAAUUAAUGGUUAAAUAUUUUCAAUCAUAUGAAAACAAAAAAGAAAUUGAUGUUCAAGUAUCGGCCCCAAUUCAAUUAUAGAUUGGAUCUCAGUCAGGUAGGGUGGAUGUACAGUGAUUUUUAAAAAUAUUUAUUUAUUUAUUUAUUUUUUGGGUAA